AGAGGUCAGAAGACACAGAAGAUCCGGGGGACAAGCGCGGUUAUCCAGACUCACUCAAGCCAGCACUUGAAACUACCUCACCUGCACACUUCGGGACCUCCAUUUGCUUGCCUCGCAGUUUAACCGGGAACUGGGAGCAACAGGAUGGAGCAUUUGUUCGUAUUCCGGCUACUCAGCCUAUUCUGGUGCGCGCCAAGUGAAGUGUGGAGUUUCAACCUUUACGCACAGCAUCCCACUGUGUACCAUGGACCGACUGGGAGUUAUUUCGGUUAUUCCGUGGAUUUCUAUCAGGCCAGCCCCAACAGCAACGCGUUCAGUGUGUUGGUAGGUGCUCCAAAAGCCAACACCUCCCAGCCUGGAAUCGUGGAGGCUGGGUCGGUCUACUACUGCCCUUGGCCUGGCCUGCCUGACAGCUGCAAACAAAUACCCUUUGACAAUGCCAAUAACCGCAUGAUAAAGGUAAACGGAAGCAGAGAACCUCUAGAGUUUAAGUCCCACCAAUGGUUUGGAGCAUCUGUGAGGACACACAAAGGCAAAGUAGUGGCGUGCGCUCCUCUCUACCACUGGCGCACUGUGAAGCUAAGCGGGGAGAUGGAUCCCGUGGGUACAUGCUAUGUGGCCGUCCAAAACUUCAGUACCUACGCAGAAUACUCUCCGUGUCGGACCAAUGACCCAGACCCAGAGGGACAGGGCUUCUGCCAGGCGGGCUUCAGUGUGGAUUUCACCAAGGAAGGAAGGCUGGUGGUAGGAGGCCCUGGAAGCUUUUACUGGCAAGGUCAGGUGAUGACAGCAGGCGUAGCCGAGAUACUGAACGGCUACUCCUUGAAGGCCGUGCUAAGACGAGUUCCAGGAGAGAAACACACCGCCGCUGCUGAAGAUACUCAUGAUGACAGUUACCUCGGUUAUUCUGUGGCAACGGGGGAAUUUACUGGUGAUUCGGAACAAGAGCUCCUUGCCGGCGUGCCGAGAGGAGCACAGAACUUCGGAUAUGUGGUGAUGAUCAACUCAUCCAACCUGACUUUCAUUCAGAAUUUCACAGGAGAACAGAUGGCCUCCUAUUUUGGCUAUUCAGUGGCUGUAACUGACCUGAAUGGAGAUGGGACGGAUGAUGUUUUAGUUGGAGCCCCCCUCUAUAUGGAGCGGGAGAUGGAAAGCAAGCCCAAAGAGGUGGGCAGGGUCUACCUGUACCUGCAGAAGGCCCCGCUCACCUUUACCAAAGCUGUCGCACUCACCGGCACGCACACCUUCGGGCGUUUCGGCACAGCUAUAGCACCUCUGGGAGAUGUCAACAACGAUGGAUACAAUGACGUGGCGGUGGGAUGUCCGUUUGGUGGGGAGGAUCGCGGAGGACGAGUAUUGAUCUUUAAUGGCCACAGAGAUGCGACAACGCGAGGCCUGACGCUGAGCCAAGAACUGAAAGCGGCCUCCGCCCCCACCAGGGCUCUGCCCGGUUAUGGCUUCGCCCUGCGAGGAGGCCAGGACCUGGACCGCAACCAAUACCCUGAUUUGAUCGUGGGGUCGUUUGGUGCUGGGGAGGUGUCAGUGUACAGAGCUCAACCUGUUGUAUCUGUGGAUGCAGCAAUGAUCCUGACUCCCAGGAUACUGAAUCCUGAUGACAGGCAGUGUCAACUACCGUUCAGCGAUGCCAUGGUUACCUGCCUGAAGGUGGAUGUGUGUGCAGAAGUGAGUGGAGUAGCCAUCCCAAGCUCUGUGGACCUUAGAGCCGAGUUGCAUUUGGAUUGGUUGAAAGGUGUCCGAGGAGGUGUGAAGCGAGUCCUCUUCUUGGACACUCAGCAGCCUCAGCUCACUGGUCUCUUAACGUUGGGCCACGACCAUCCACAGGCUUGCUUAAGCUACAUCAUUUACCUGAAAGAGGAAGAUGAGUUCCGGGACAAAUUGACUCCAAUCUCAUUGGCUCUGAACUACAGUUUGGCUCCUCCCUCUCGGGGCCAGCAGCUUCCACCAGUCCUAAACUACUAUAGCAGCACCUUCCUCCAAGAACACGCUUACAUUCUGCUGGACUGUGGUGACGACAAUAUUUGCAUCCCGGAUCUCCAUCUUUCUGCCAGCAUGGACCACUCUGAGCUGGUGAUUGGAGACGACAAUUUGGUCAUGUUGACCAUCACUGCAGCAAACAGAGGAGAAGGAGCCUACGAGACGGAGCUCCAUGUGUUGAUCCCAUCAGAGGCCGACUACAUUGGCGUGGAAAGGAGAGUAGAGUCUCUGUCUCAGUUGAACUGCGAAUACAAGAUGGUGAAUGACUCCAGGAUAGUCGUGUGUGACCUGGGCAAUCCAAUGGUGGCCCAAACUGAGCUGUCUGUUGGUUUGCGGUUUUCAGUCCAAAGGCUUGAAGAUGCCGGACCAAAGAUUAGCUUCGACCUACAGAUCCAUAGCUCCAACAAAGACAACCCUGAAAGCAACCCAGUCAGCCUGAAUCUGGCCAUCGUUGCUAAAGCUCAAAUUGAUUUACGAGGGGUGUCUCACCCCUCUCAGGUGGUGUUGCCAUUUCCACGCUGGGAGCCCAAAGAGAAGCCUGUCAAGGAAGAUGAUGUGGGUCCACAGGUCACGCACAUUUAUGAGCUCCAUAACGCGGGUCCCAGUAGUAUUCGGGAAGCCGAGGUUGAGGUCGGCUGGCCUUCCCGCUUCCGUGAUGAGAACCUGCUGUAUGCAAUGGAGAUUAAAACUGAUGGACCAAUAAGCUGUCGGACAAAUAGCAGCCUCAACCCACUGGGACUUCAGAUUUCAACCCUCCAAGAUACCCCAGAACUUCUGGGCUUCUUGAGGAACACAAGCGCACCCCUUCGCCGGCACAAGCGAUCCGCCAGCGCCGCCCACAGUAACAGCGGUAAAACACUGAACUGCACAAACAUCUCCUGCCUGAUAAUCAAGUGUAUUGUGGGCCAUCUGGAUCGUGGCCAGAGUGCUGUCGUUAAGGUCCGGUCGAGAAUGUGGGCACAUACUUUCCUGCAGCGACGUAAUGACCCCUACAUUCUCAACUCGACUGUGUCCUUCAUGGUCCUGGCCAUGCCUUAUCGGGUGCAGCCCCACACCCUGCCUCAUCGCACUAUAUCGAUGGGCACACCCGUAUUAUGGGGGACACCAGACGUGUCCUUUGCCGUUCCACUGUGGGUCAUCAUCCUGGCGAUACUGCUGGGGCUGCUUGUGCUCGCUGUGCUGACACUCGCCAUGUGGAAGUGUGGCUUCUUUGACCGGGCGAGACCACCGGCCGGUGACAACAUCUCUGACCAAGAGCAGCUGACCUCCGAUCAAACAGGGGAUGCCUAAAAGACACAUGGAGCAGAUCCUAAUAAGGAGAGACUGUGGGUUUAAGAGGAAUGUGCACCUUCUGACCAAUACAAAUCCGAACUGAGAUCUGGACUUGUUGGACCUUCUGCCUCUCCAGCUGAUAAGCUGGCCCGUGAGGGGCGGCUGGCCUCAGCCUGCAUCAGGCGGGGACCAAAGAUACUCAGCUCUGACCGCACGAAACCAAAGCACACUUCAGUGGAGGGUUUUGUGGAUUGUUUGUCCGUGGUGAUUGAGGACCACAAGAGAACUGCGUGAGGAAAAAAGUGCUUCAUGCAUUACGCAAACUUCGGUUAAAUUGGACUAAGAGGGGCUUAAUCAAUUCUCAUGUUAAUGUGAUUUUAAACACUCACCAGCCACAAUAUUUGGUACAACUGCACAAUGUUCUCAAUCUGAUCAGUACUGUAUCCUUCCACUAUUUCAUGACGGCUCGGGAGCAAGCCAAAAAAAUGAAAGAAAAGAAAACGCAAGUCACUAACCUAAAAUAUUGUCUUAUAGCACAUAUUUGUGAUUUAAACUGUAAAAACACCACAAAAUAUCAUCUACAAAAAUUAGUUUACGGAUUGGAAAAAACGCCACAUAAAGUGUUGUUUACGGUGGUAUGAAAAAGUGAAAAAGUGUGAUCUGAUCGUUGUCAAAAUCACACAGAUGAAAAUACAGUGUCUGCUUUAACUAAAACCACCCAAACAUUCAUAGGUUUUCAUAUUUUAAUGAGGAUAGCACGCAAACAAUGAGGGGGAAAGGGGGAAAAUUAAGUAAGUGAACCCUUUGCCUAAGGAGACUUAAAGAGCAAUUGAAACAAUUUUUUACCAAACAUUUUAAGUCAGGUGUGUGCCCAAUCACUGAUGAGUGGUUUAAAGCUGCCCUGCCCACUAUAAAACACACACCUGGUAAGAAAUGUCUUGAUGAGAAGCUUUGUCUGAUGUGCAUCAUGGCUCGGUCAAAAGAGCUGUCUGAAGACCUGCGAUCAUGGAUUGUUGAUUCUUAUAAAGCUGGGAAAGGAUACAAAACUAUCUCUAAAAGUCUGGAUGUUCAUCAAUCGACAGUCAGAGAAGUUUUCUACGAACGGAGAGAGUUUGGCACUGUUGCUUCUGUCCCAAGGAGUGGCAGUCCACCAAAGAUCACACCAAGAGUUCAGCGCAGAAUACUUAGAGAGGUACAAAAAAGAACCCUAGCGUGUCUGCUAAAGAUUAACAGAAAUCACUGGCACAGUCUAAUAUUAACACAUCAACUACAUGUAAAACUAUGGCCAAAAAUGGGUGGUAGUUAAAGCAGACAGUUUUUUCAUCUGUGUCUUUUUGGCAAAAAUCAGAUCACAUCACAUUUGAUGGUGAUUUUAUCCAGAAAUGGGAGAAAUUCCAAAAGGUUCAGAUACUUUUUCAUACCACUGUAUCUAUAUGGUGACCAUUUCACCUCUUGUUAAAAGUUGCUCCGGACAGGUUCUAGCUCAUGCAUAACCUGAAUAAAGACGGGGUGACUAAGUUGGACAAGUAGGACAAGUAGUGGUACAAGUGGUUCUUGUUUGUGAUAGUCAAAAUAUUUGCUGUAAAUGUUCCAAGGCAUUUCUCAAACUUUUCCCCUUGUAAAUUAAAAAAAAAAAAAAAAAAAAAAAAACGUUAGGAACACC
Molecule: messenger RNA, 4930 nt
Organism: Corythoichthys intestinalis (scribbled pipefish)
Lineage: Eukaryota; Metazoa; Chordata; Actinopteri; Syngnathiformes; Syngnathidae
Gene: itga8
Product: integrin, alpha 8
Exons: 30
Coding region: 145-3285 (1046 amino acids)
Biological process (GO): cell adhesion mediated by integrin; cell-matrix adhesion; integrin-mediated signaling pathway
Cellular component (GO): integrin complex; external side of plasma membrane
Molecular function (GO): integrin binding
Source: RefSeq, a predicted model, not a curated record